UAUACUUUGAGUGGUCCAGCACAGCACUCCCGAUGGAUCUUGACGAAAUUCUGCCGGAAGUCGGUGAAUAUGGUGCAUACCAGAAGUUGGUCAUCUGGUUAAUAUUGGUGCCAGCUGUGUUUCCGUGUGGUUUUCAUGCUUACAACCAAAUUUUUUUGGCUAACGUACCAGACCAUUGGUGUAAUGUGUCACAAAGUGGGGAAUUCCAAGGAGAUAUCACCAAAAACUUCAGUAUACCGGUAGAAGUGAAGGUCAAUGGACAGGUACGAUACAGUCAAUGUCUUUAUAUCGAUAAUCAGUCGGGAAGAACUCCUUGCCAAAAUGGAUGGAUCUAUGAUGACACCAUUACGAACUCAGUAGUAUCUGAGUGGGAUCUAGUUUGUGAUAAAGACUUCCUCGUGACCCUAGCACUAGUACUGUUUGGUACUAGUGGACUAAUAGGCAACAGCUUUUUUGGCUACAUUCAAGAUGGAAUGGGUAGAAAACCUGCAUAUUUCAUAUACCUCCUCAUCCAAUGCAUCUUCGGUAUAGCUACAGCGUUUGCAAAAAGCUAUACAAUAUGGACUAUAUUCCGAGUUGGGGUCGGUUUUACUAUACCAGCUAUACUAGGUACACCCUAUGUUCUAGCUAUAGAACUGGUGGGCCCAUCAGAAAGGACAGUGGUUACCAUCCUCAUCAACAUCGCAUAUUCCCUGUCGCUAGUAUCGUUAUCUAUCAUAGUCUGGGCUAUCAGAGAUUGGAGGUGGAUGGCUCUUACAACAACAUUACCAUUCCUGCUUCUUUUUCUAUCUUGGCCCCUAUUGCCUGAAAGCCCCAGAUGGCUCUUAUCCCAAGAGAGAUAUGAAGAGGCAGAAAAGAUACUUUUGCAGAUGGCUAGAAUCAAUGGGAAGAAUGUUCCUACAGAUUUCCUGAGCAAGUACAAGCUGAAGAAAGUCGACCAGCUCAAAAAUAGGAACUACGGAGUUCGAGACCUCUUCAGAUCCAAGAACCUCCGCUGGAAGACCAUCAUCAUCACGUUCCUCUGGUUCGCCAACACCAGCGUCUACGUCGGAUUGUCGUACUAUGCGCCCUCUCUAGGUGGAGACGAGUUCCUCAAUUUCUUCCUCGCUGGGGCAGUGGAAUUGCCCACUUAUUUGUUCCUGUGGCCUUCGAUGGACAGGCUGGGCAGGAGGUGGACACUCUGUAUCAGCAUGAUUAUAGGAGGGACGUCCUGUUUGGCCACGUUUUUGGUGCAGAAUG
Phaedon cochleariae (mustard beetle) is the source of this 1239-nucleotide messenger RNA. NCBI's taxonomy places the organism in Eukaryota, Metazoa, Arthropoda, Insecta, Coleoptera, Chrysomelidae. The record is from the annotation of a GenBank genome assembly.